GAUGUGUGAAGAAGUGAGGCAAACAGAGGAAGGCCGAGUGAGAGGUGAAGGAGGAAGAAAGGUUCAGAAGAUGCUGAUAAGAGGAGUGAUACAGGGAGUGGGGAUGUGAGAGGAAGGAAGAGGAUGAGGAAGAGGAAGACUGCGGCUUGCUAGACGGUGUAGGGGGGUUAAGAAUUGGAGAGAGGAAGAGUAGGAGGAGGAGAAGGCCGAUGGGGAAGGCGGCGGGUAGUUGAGGAGGAGGUCUGGGGGCUGGCUGCCGCACUAGCUGGUUGGCUGGCCGGUCUGGUCCUAAUUAGUAUUGGAGGCAUGACCACUGCCUGCCGCCGCCCAGCCGACCCCGCGUCGCCCAGCGGAGGGAGGAGCCGCGGCGCUACCCCCACCACCGGCCCACCACAACACCGCCACACAUUUUCGCUCACUCGCGGGUACGGCCAACUAGGUGCGUCUUGGCCGGCGAGCCCCAGGACCAUCGCACCGCCGCGUCUGGCCACUGUGUCUCGAAUGCUGGCCGAAGGGCGUCGCGUAGGGACGAGCCCUGCUGGUGGUGGUGCUGUUGUGAGGGUAACGUUGAGGAACAGAACAUGACGAAGACCACCGGCUUGUCCGCUGGCCCGGGGCUGGCCUGACCACUACCACCGGCCACCUCUGUUUAUGGACCUGCAUAGCUCCGCCAUUUAUGUAACUCACCUUAGCGGGGUCCACGCAAGCCCCCAUACAACGCCCUGCAUAGUGAAUGGCAAUGGAAAUACAGUGCGUGGCGGGGCUGCCGAGGCUCAGGCUGGAGUGAGGCUCCCCUGGUGGCGAGUGGUGCCGCGUGAGUGCCGUAAAGUGCGCGGAUAUCGCGAGAUCAGGUGUUGGCGAGGCUCACCCUUCUCCGCCUGCACGCACUCAUCAGCUGGGCCGCGGCCGGGGCCUGUGUCGGGGACAGUCGCAGUUCUCCUGGCGUCGUCCCUUCCCCUGACGCACUAUGUCGUGAGUGUGGGGCCACAACGAGGGGAAGGGGCAGGGGACGGCGUAGGGGGAGGCCGUGAGGAGCCGUGAGGAGCGAGGAGAGCUGAUCCCGUCACGUGGGGCCGCGUAUUGACUCACCCGCCUCCGUGACGAAUCAACAUCCAGCGGCUCCCGGGCCCAAGUGCGUCCUAGCGGGCGCACACGCCGCUCUCACACGGACUUGUUUUGACCAGUUUUCGAGGAGUUCUAGUGUGUGUUUUCCAUUUCUUUGUUGCGUGGUGCCCUGGUACAGUACAACACGAGUGUGCAGGUGAUACUUGGAGCAAUUCUCACGUGGAAACUGACUUGUUUUGCAGGAUGAGUUGGUCCCGCUAGAACGAUCUGUUAUAAAUUUCCCGUCACGUUCCUAGUCGUGCGUGUGACCGUGACACAUUCUACAGUACACUCACGCACGCGCACCUACCCGGGCCAGUUGUGUGCUUGGCGUGGGCCAGUGCGAAUAUGACAGAGGUCGUGGACAAGACGCUCAUUGAGAGGUUGAUACUAGAGCACUCUGACCGCCUCGAGUUGGAGAUCAACCAAAAAGCGCGCGCUGAUGCUUGGAAAUUCUAUUAUCGUGUUCGAGUGGACCAUGUGAUUCGGCCGUUUGCCGUGUGCAAGGUGUGUUUUCGAGUGUUACACUGCGACUCGCGGAGCGGGACUGCCAGCCUCCUGCGACAUCCCUGCAACCCCCUGUCGGAGCGGUCCCCCGUCAACCGCGCCGUCAAGCUCUCGGCCAAGCUCAACCUCCCUGUCGACACCUCGGCGGCGGCGCUCAAGGGCGACCUCAAAGGUGACACUUUUCUCAAUGACAAUAACAUCAAGGAGGAGGUCCUCGCCAAGCAUGAGGCGCCUCCGCACAGUGAUGGCGGGAGCGCUCGCUCCUCGCCCGUGUCGCUCACCACGGUGGCGUCGCGGGCCUCUCCCACCAGCACGGGCUCGCCUCCCACCGCCGCGCAGCCCACCACCACCUCCUCCGGCAGCGCCUCCGCCGGGAGUCGGAAACGGAAAGCCGGUGCACCGCCUCCUUCGUUCCCCAUAGACUUGAGAUUCCUGCAGUUACCUCAGCUGGUGGCGGCGGCGGCGGCACAUCCGCUCACCGCCUUCAACUUUGCCUUCAGCGACCCACAGCGCCUGCAGCACCUCCAGCAGAUACAACAGUCACACCUAGAACACAUCCACCGCCAGCAGCAGCAGCAGCAGCAGCGUGAGAAGGAGCGCGAGGAGCAGGAGGCGAAGCGAGCACGGCUAGAAGCGGCGGCGCAGGAAGGGCGCGGCGGCAGCCCGUGCAGUCCUGGCGAGGCAAGCAGCUCCUGCUGGGGACGGGACGGCGUGAAGAAGGAGCGAGCAGAUACCAGUGAUGGUGCCGUGCCGGAAGACCUGCGAGGGUGGCCAUCCCCCAGCAGGUAUGGAGGGCGCGUGCGCGGUGGCCCCGAGGACGCGUCGGAUGACGGGGGCGGGCUGGCCAAGGACGUGGUGCAGCAGCUGGUGAGUUGUGGCUCCUCCCGCAUCACCCUGGCGGAGAAGGACGCCGCGGGCUCACACUACAUCUCCGACGUGUGGUCCAGGUUCUCGGUAGUGUACGUGGACGGCGUCAUCAGGCCCUUUGCCGCCUGCAAGAACUGCCUGAAGGUGGUCACCUACACUAAGUACAGCGGCACGGGCGGCUUGCUGCGCCACCGCUGCUCCGCCACAGACCUCAGCUCCCGACACCACGACGAGGUAGGCGCCCCGACCGAGGCAGACCCACGCCUCGGAGACUCACCCCCGCCCUCGGUACGCGCCCUUUCCCCCGUCUCCGCCCACGCCGCUCAGUCAGGUUCCCCUCGAAGGUCCCCGCUGAGCCUCGCCUUGAGGGGUGAGAACGAUGGGGCGCGACACCUGUCCGACGAGUUGCCCCUGGCGCCCACGGCCGCCAUGGCCGGCGUGGCGAGGGCGCUGCUCCGCUACAUGUGCCAAGACCUCGUGUCCCCCUCAGCCCUCGACUCCCCGGCCUUCCAGCGGCUGGUGUGGACGGUGCUCAACCUCGGGGCGGCGCACGGCACCUUCCGCGAGGAGGAGCCGCUGCCCUCCGCCAGGCAGCUGCUCAUCACCUUCCUCACGCCCAUGGCCGGCGAGUCCCGCUCCCUCAUCGCCAGGGCGGUGCUGGACCAGCCCAGCCUGUGCCUGUCCCUGCACCAGGACCGCGAGAUGCACCUCAUCACGGGCGCCAUCCACUUCAUCACCCCGAAGUUCGAGCUGCGCAGCUACGUGUUGGGCGCGCACCGCAUCCUGGAGAACGAGACCGAGGAGGAGUCCGUCACGGCGUUGCUGUCCGGCUUCUUCAACGACGUGCUGGUGCCGGCAGCCAUGAGGGACAAGCACGUCACCGUGGUGAGUGACCAGGGCACGCCAGCCGAGCCCGGCGUGGUGGGCGUGCGCUGUGUGUGGCACGCGACAGAGGCUGUGCUGGAGGCGCUGACGGAGGAACCGUCGUACCGUCAGAUAUGCGACGACGUGGCUUCCGUGCUGGCCUUCCUGGCAGACUCUGGGGUGGCCAGCGUGUCGGGGUGCGGCCUGCAGCCACACGAGGUGAAGCGGUGGGACGCCCUCCUGCACGCCCUCACCUUCAUCACCGCCCACCACGACGAACUGUGCGUGGUGAUGGCUGGCUGUGAGGGGGGCGCCUCCCUUCUAGGGGACCGACUCAACUACCAGGAGGUGGCUGAGCUCCUGGCGGGGGUGCGGCGGUGUCUCCUGACGGUGCGCGACCCUCUGAGGCCCACGCUGAACCAGGCGGUGCUGUGCCGCGCCAAGCUGCUGCAGCUGUGCGCCUCGCCCGCCAGCUCCAAGCCUCUCAAGCAGCUGAAACAGCAUCUGGCCAGCAGCCUCACCGACGCCCUUGCCCUCACGCCCCUGCACCACGUCGCCAGCUUCCUCGACCCACGCUGCAAGAGCCUCAAGGUGUUGUCGGAGACGGAGAAGGGCGAGGUGCACCGCCACGUGCUGGAGAUGAUGAAGUCCGUGGCGGUGACUGAGGCGAACUCCGGCGUGCUCAACUUGAAGACCCACAACAGACGCACCAACAGCCACACCCCCAACCAUAACUCCACCACCACCGCCACAUCCACCACCACCAGCACCACCACCUCCUCAUCCUCGUCCUCCUCGUCCACCCCCACCAGCCAAGCCUCGCCGGAUGCCUCCAGCACAAACAACAACAGCACGCAGGAGGGGCAUCCGUUCCGGGAGUACAUGGACAACCCGGCGCCCGACACCUCUGUCUCUGAUAGCGAGGAGAUCAUGGCCUAUGUCAACAUGAAGGUGCACCUCGAGGACGACGACAUCCUGGGGUGGUGGUCGGGCACAUCAGCUUCAGGCCUCUCCACCCUCCGCCUGUUGGCCCGCAAGAUCCUCUCUGUGCCCGCCACCUGUGCCUACGCCCACGACGUGUGUGCCCACGCCCGCCAGGCCUGCCAAACCAUGGGCCUGGUGGAUGAGUCUCACCUCAACAACGUUCUCCACAUGAAGUACAACAUGAACUAGAGAUUCCCAUAGAUUAUAUUUUCUAUUCGGUUGCCAAAAUGAAGUAUUUAUCCACUAUAGGCCAAAGGUUUGCGCCUGAGGAGUACUUUUUUUACUACCGGUGUAAGAACGGUCUAGGAAGUGAUGUGUAGAGUGUCAUCGUUAGUUACACUAGUUGUGGGACCUGCAGUGGGCGAGGCGAGCGUCAAAUCAUGAGUGUGCCUCGGGAGCUUCCUCCACACGCUCAUGGAAAACGAGAUGUCAUAGAAUAGUGAGAAUAACCUUACCUGUUACCUUGACUUAAAUAUCCUUGGACACACCUCACUUUGUCCUCCAUUUUAGCAAACACAAAGCUCAUAUUUCACACGACAAACUACAGUAUUUUUACAAUGCACCAAACACACGUCCAGUUCUGUAACAAAGAGUCAAGUUCAGUCACUAUUCAAGCAUCACAAGCAACCCUUUCAGGUGUUAAGGUAAAAACACAACCCUCGUUUUUUUACAGCGUGGCCUCAGCUGUGGGUCCCAACAAGCUCACGUGAAUGAAGCCAAAAUGUAACUCACUUUUUUGCCAUAUGAACAGCUGUGACGUGGGGCGAGUCAAGAGAUUAUUUCCAACGGGGAUGUAGUGUGUGUGCCUGAGUGUGUGUGUGUGUGUGAAUAUCAAUGUGAAGUAGGACAUGACACCAACAGUUCAGAUACAGAUAGAAUAAAAUUUCCCAGAGAGAGAGAGAUUAUACUGAGGUGUGUUUAUGAAUGUGAGAACGUGAAGCAGGAUGUAACGUCAGUAAUUCAAAUGAUAGAGGUUAGAUGAAACUUUACAGAGAGAGAGAGAGAGAGAGAGAGAGAGAGAGAGAGAGAGAGAGAAACAUUAUAUUGACUAUAUUUGUGUGAAAAGAAUGUGAGAAUGUAAAGUAAGACAUAAUACCAACAGUUCAGAUGAGAGAGAGAUUAAAACUUCAAAGCGAGAAUGUGUGAAAGGAGACAGUAGUAGGCAGUGGAUGCAAGAUAACAUAUGCAUACAAAACAUAUGUCUCAGAUGCUGUGAGCCUGGAUGUGGCCAAUGUAUAGCCUGGAUUAGGAAACUUAUCUUUAUUUAUUCAAUGUUUGUGUGUGUGUGUGUGUGUGUGUGUGUUGAAGGUAAUGCUCAAAGGUAACACAGUGAGCAGGUUAUUUUGAGGUUGUGUCUUGGUUGUUAGUGUUUACCAUUUAGCUUAACAAUCCCCCUUCCAGUCCCUUUAACUAGAUGUGAUGUUAAUUUUUUGUUCUGUAAUCUAGACCAGUUAUGAUACGUCACUCACUUCUCAGAAUGGUUGUACGAGUAGAGGUUUAGAGUAAGAACAGUGUGUGUCAUUUUUUUCUCCUGAAAUUGAGUUAGGAUGAUGGAGUAAUGAAGUGAUAUAUGUGUUCAGAAUGAUGAUGAAUGAUGUUUGAUUCCAUGGAUUGGUAGAGUUUGGGAGUUUGUCACCAAAGCAUUACCAGAUCAGCUCUCAUCAUAAGUUCAGUAGUGAGAAAUGGUAAUGAAUUAAAUGUAGUACAGUGCAUCCUUAAUGUUUAUUGAAAGACAGAAGUGUGGAUCAAGGAAUUAUGGUUUUGCAUUAUUAAUUGUUUUAGAGGAAUCAGGAACUUAGGCAUGUAGUGGAGAUGAUUGAUUAGUAUUAAAUUACUUCCAAAUGCCAAGUAACUGUACAUCACUUGAAUGAGGUCCCAUGAGGCAGAGGGAAAGAAGAGUGUAAGAAAGAGGCAUUUGCUUAUUGGCUCAACUUUCCACAUGAGGUAGUGAAGUAGAUUUGAGGAAGGUUGAUGAGAAAGUUCUUCAAGACAGAGAGAUGUGGUUCUUGGUGUGUGUGUGUGUGUGUGUGUGUGUGUGUGUGUGUGUGUGUGUGUUGGUGGCUUCUUGUAGUGUUUGUCUCAUGGUUGUGUUUCAAUCUCCCAGUUAUUCUUUAUUAUUUGUGGUGUGAUAUUUGUCUUAAAAGAUCCUCAUUAACUUGAAUCAUCAUCAGUUACUAUUCCACAUUCAAGGAGAGUGAACAAACUUUUCAUUCUUUACUCACUGCACACCUUUGACAAUCAGUGACUCAUUUCCUCAGUUCUGGUCUGGGUGUGUCUAAUGAGUGAAAUGUCAUUCAUCUUGAAAACUUCAGUUGAUAAAUUUACAUAGUGAAAUUACAUGAUUCUUCCAUGUUUUGUAUGUAUUUGAUAUUUACAUCUGUAAACGUCAAAGGCUUCCACUUCAACAGUAUUGAUGCAAAUGUGCUAAUUUGUUCAUUAAUUAAUUAUGGCAAAUUUAAGUCACAAGUUGCCAAGUAUUUUGUAUGCUGCAAAUGUAAUUAAGUGUCAAACAUAUGGAUAGAUAGACAGGGAGAGAGAGGGAGAGGGGGAAGGCACUAUUUGCCGCUCCUGUACAUGUGUUUGAGAGAAAGAGUGAAAGAGUGAGAGUUCAGGUUGAAUAUGUAGAUGUGAAUUAUUUUAUAUGUUUCUUCAAAUGGUAAAGAAGCAGAAGCUGACAUCAGUGACAAGAUUUAGACUCCAUCAAAGUAGCUGAAGCAGGGACUGAUGAAGCAACAUUAGGAGCUGGAUUCUUUGUACCUUAACUCAAGGGAUGUUUUAGUCUUCAAUUGAGAUACACAAUGGUGAGAAAGAUUACAUUUCAUUCCAGUAUCUACCUGCAAAAGCCAGAACCACAUGUGAAUAUGAAAGAAGGAUAAAUUUAAGCAUUAGAUGUAGAUGAAUAGGAAUGUAGAUAUCACCUGAUUAGCCAAAUUAUAUUAGAAAUCCCCAAGGCUCAAUAAUUUCUCUUCCGCCAGAGUUAGAUAGACAGAGUAAUAGACAGAUGAUAAAAGGGCAUAAAACCUAUUGGCUCAGAACAGAUCAAAGAUAUCAGAUUCUAUAAUGAUAGUUUAAUUAAUGUACUUUAUGUUGCUCAAUUCUUAAGUGGUGAACAAACACUCUGCUUGUUGAGACAGAGAGAGAGAGAGAGAGAGAGAGAGAGAGAGAGAGAGAGAGAGAGAGAGAGAGAGAGAGAGAGAGAGAGAGAGAGAGAGAGAGAGAGAGAGAGAGAGAGAGAGAAGGUUGUGCCAAAGACUCCAAUGUGUGCUCAAUUUUUUGCGGUAGUCCAAGUGUUACUAUGUUGAUGUGUUGUUGAGAUGAGGAGUGUUAUGCGCGUCACAGUGUUUUGGCGAGUCACAUUAUUAUCAUUGUGGGGACGGAAAACUACAAGAAAAUAGAGAGUAAAAAAUGGAUAACUGAUGUGGAGGAGAAAAGGAAAUAGAGAAAAACUGAGAUAUAAACAGAGGAGAGAUAGAAAGGAAAGUGGAUAAGUACUCUAUUGCUUCUAGAGAGAGAGAGAGAGAGAGAGAGAGAGAGAGAGAGAGAGAGAGAGAGAGAGAGAGAGAGAGAGUGAGAGUGAGAGGAUCUUUGUGCGAUUAAGUAUCAUAGUUUUAUCAGUAAUCUGUUCUUCCCUCCAGUAAACCAAUACCUCUUUAGGGUUGUUAUCAGUGUUGUGUCAAGGAAGAAAUUAACAUUCUCUUCAUUAUUUUUGUGAUCAUUUUUAUUAUUAUCAGUAUGGUCAAUCAUUACUGUGUUGUUAUCGUGGUUGUAUCUGCCACACCAGUGUCUUUGAUGGCAACUUUGUGAUUCUUCCGUAACAUUUCGUUCUUUCUCCCAUCAAUAUGUGUUCUAUUCAGUAGUUGAUAAUGAUAAUACUAGUAUAUUGUGCAUCAGCAAUGUAUAAACAAACCUGCAACAGAUGUGCCAAACUUUUCGAAACACAAAACUUACUUAGUGGUUUCUGAAGAGACUUUUCUCAGAUAUUUAGAUACAAAAAACAAAAAAACAUUUACUACUACUACUACUACUACUACUACUACUACUACUACUACUACUACUACUACUACUACUACUACUACUACAACAGUAUCAGCAUAUGUUAAUCCUACACUUUUUAUACAAUAUUACACAUAUAUGGAUUGAAAGGUUGUAUACAAGACUGUGUUGUGUAGUUCCAUAUAUAUCUUCCAUUGCCAUACUUUAGGUGACUAUGCCAAAUUGGUGUGUUCAUUAAGAUGUGUUGAGUAGAGGAGGGGCACAGGUGGUGGUGGUGAGGCAGACAGCAUUGGAGGGGAACAAAAGUCUCACUCUAACAAGAAUCAGUAUGAAAGUCAAUAGUUUUGCUUCAUUUAAUCUUGGACUCACGUACUUUACAGUGAGGACAGAAGACUCAACUUCAUCCUUAGGUCUUGGUUUUGUUGGGGUAAAGUGUCACUUAACUUUUUUGUUUUGUCAUGUUCUGAAGAAGUGUUUGAGUAAAAUCAUUCGGUUUCUAUUUCUGUGUGAUAUGGCUGUGGUGGUGGUGGUGUUGCUGCCUCUGCCUCACUUCUGUCACCUGGUUUCUUAGUGUGUUGUAAAGACAGGUGAGCAGUGAUGUCUACCUACAGGAGCACAUAGUAAUUAGCAUCUACAGAACAGAAAUCUCAUCUGAAUGAAGGAUUAAAUGUCUCAAGUCAGAUCAGCAUAGAAAGUGAACCAAGCAAGAUUCUUUAUUCAGUCUUGUGUCAUCUGGAUACAAUUGUUGAUUUAGUUUUAAUAUCAUCCGGUACAUUCAGACGAAUUUCUCAUUCCUGUGUGCUGCCACUCAAGAAAAUCUCUGUGAAUGUGACUGGUGAGCGUCAGCCUUGCUGGCGAAGAGUAAGAUCCGUGAGGUACAGUGUGUACAAAACAAAACUGAUGAAUAUGUCAGUAUAAUAUGUAUGUAGUGGUGUGUAUGGGCUGAGGCUGCCAUGAUGGUGAGGUGAUGUAGAGGUGCAUCAGAUGUGUUGUGAGGGAGGUCAGGUGUGUGUCCGUAGUGGGGUUGUGACGUGCACCCCGUGUGUUGGCACUUUAUUGUCUCUUUAAGUGUUGCUAUUGUCGGUUUUCAUUUUUUCUGUAUUCCUUGAGAGGUGAGGAGUUUUGUACAUUGUCUCGCUUCAUGCUGUGUUCACAGAAGAUAAGGUUGUCAUGUGUUCUUUAGGAUCUUAGGGUGGAAGGGAAAAAAGAUAAUGUUUGAAUCAAAACCAUGAAAAUCAAAGUUUGUUUAAAAAAAGAUAAUUGUUCAUCAAGAAACAGAUGGAGUAUGUAGUAAAGUUCAUAACAUUUUCUUCAUGUGAACACAGACUCUUUGCUGAAUAAUCCUUUAUUCACCUCAAGUCAGGGGCGAGCAAAGCCUGAGUAACUGAAGUGGAUACAUGAAUGAGUCAGUUUAGUAAUAUGUAAACAACUUGACUCAUUCCUUCAGUGCAUAAGAAAAAGAUGUAUAAUUUUCCUUCAAUCACUUAGACGCACAUUACCAAGGUUGUAUGGAGCGAGGUGAAGAGAACAAGGGAGAGACAGACAGAGACAGACUAAUAAGUGAUAAGAAAGGUACGUUGCCAGUCCCUGACUCUUGUUAUGGGUACAGAAAUAGGUAAUUAUGUAGGUGUUAGUCAACCUGGGCUGACUCAACCACAGGUAUCGACUCUAAGGUUUGGAUUCUAAAAAAAAAAAAAUAAUGGUAAUGUUUCCAGAGUUGUGUGUAUCGGCCCAAGCAUUCCACGCGCCUCGGUGCAACUUUGUGUGUGUGUGUGUACAUAUAUAUGUGUAUUUGUCUUGUUAUGUACUCUUGUUAUUAUUAUUGUUUCUUUGUUUGUUUUCCUUCUUUUUUUGUCUGCUGCCCGGAGGAUCAGCCGAGAGAGUUGGAAGCAUGUGUGAGAAGAUGCAGUGAAAAACCAAUAUGAUCAUAGGUCAUCGUGUUGUAGUUCACCAAUUAUAAGUGCUGUUUGUUCUUUCAUUUGUGAUGUUGGGGGAAAAAGUUAAUUUAUACCUGUUAUCUGAGAUUUAAGACCAGCAUCUGACUAAUUUGCACCUUGUACUUGACAUUUAAGAUAACAACCUGGCAAAAAAGAACAAAAACAAACAAAUAAACAAACAAACAAGGGAAGGAAGUGCAGUGCUCAAGUAUAGGUUUUCUCCUUAUUAUUUAUUUAUUAAUACUAACUUAUCAAAAUCCUUUCUGCUCCUCAUUUAUCGCCGGCAGGGGAUUGUGGGUAAGGCUUGUGGUGGUGUGCGGGGGAGGGGCAGUGCUUAGCUGUGCCCUCUUGUGUAUAGUGAUCCACACACACACACACAUACACACACACACACACACACAGUUAUAGCAAGGUUACAUGUCUAUUUGCUCAUAUAUGUAGGAAUGUAGUAUAAUUAUUAUUUUUUUGGGGUGCGUAUGUUUGUGUGUGUGUGUGUGUGUAUCGUUUCGUUUCUGUAUCAUGUAUUUUUGGGGUUUAAUGUAUAAUUAGUAUUUUUGCAGACUUUACUCAUUUUUCUCAUCUCUUUAAUAUACAUCUAGAAUCUCCCUUUAUUUUCUCCUCUUACCUUCAUUCAUUUUUUUUAUAUAGUGUUUAUAAAAUCAUGUAUCAUUAACUUAUAAAUUAACUACAAUUCUGUAUAUGGUUGUAGUGCUUUUCUGUUAUCCUCUUUGCAACUCUUGUUUCCUUGUGCAUACAUCGGGGCGUCUGUGUGUCUGUAUGAUCAAUUGUAUGUUACUGUUAUUAUUUUCCUUUACAGGGGUCUACAGUCGCUCUCACGGUUCAUUGUCUGUCAGCAUUCCAAUAUUAUUUCGCUUCUAACUCCUUUCCGCUGGUCUGUCCUCUCAUCGUGGGGUCUCUGAAGGGUAUAACACUAACUUGUCUAACGUUGUGUGCCAUAACUUUGUAAAAGACAUUAUUAUUUUUUAUACUAAACUUUUCAACAAUAAACUUUUUGCAUUUUUCUCA
Messenger RNA from Scylla paramamosain (green mud crab), 11282 nucleotides. RefSeq lists its product as uncharacterized. Gene Ontology annotation, molecular function: DNA binding. The transcript has 3 exons. Bases 1453 to 4515 code for a protein of 1020 amino acids. Gene Ontology annotation, cellular component: nucleus. Gene Ontology annotation, biological process: regulation of transcription by RNA polymerase II. The record is from RefSeq and is a predicted model, not a curated record. Lineage: Eukaryota; Metazoa; Arthropoda; Malacostraca; Decapoda; Portunidae.